UGCCCGAGCGUUUCUGUCAGUGGAGCGGUGCGUGUGUUCAGGCAGCGGCGGCGGAUAGGCGGGUUACCUCGGCUUUAAACUUGACUUUUAGAGCAGAACCUGGAGCGUUUUUAUAUUUUUGACUAAAACCGACUGUAGUGUACAACUUCGCCUACUUUUCCUUCAUGGAAUAAGAAGAAAUCUACUGUUUUCCUGUCUGUGGCGGACUAGCACAGCCGGUUAGCUGACCUAAAUAAGCUAACUUAGCUAACCUGGUUAACUAGCAACUAGCUAGCGCGCGACUUUCUGACACUUUUCUGGAUUUUGUAGCUAACCUAGCUAUUUUUUAUCUGCUUGUUUAAAGGGUUAAAAGUAUCAGAAUAAAACAUGGGCACCGGUUUAAAGGAACAGUUAUCUAGUCUGCUGUGUUACCUGCAGGACCCCGUUCUUGUAGCCCGUUUCCAGCAGCUGUGCGGUGUGAGGGGGGUGUUCGCCAAGAGUGAAGCCGGGAUAAACGGCGGAGGUGGCGGAGAAAGAGCCGAGCGGGCCCGGCAGAGAGUAGCGGACCCGGGCGGGAAAGUGGAGAAAAGCCGCUUCAACAACAACGGCGUGGCAAACGGGACCGGUGGGCCGGGUGCCGCCGGGGAUCCGGUGGCUGUCAAGCCGCUGCGCAGGAACUCUCUGACCGGUGAUUCGGGUCACGAGUUCCACAUCAACAACCGGCUGCUGUACUACCUCUUCACCUGCGGCACGGAGCUGGGCAACGAGCUCUUCUACAUCAGCUUCUUUCCCUUUCUCGUGUGGAACGUAGACCCGCUGGUGGCGCGCCGCCUCAUCAUACUCUGGGUCUGGGUCAUGUACGUCGGCCAGUGCACCAAGGACGUGAUGCGCUGGCCCCGGCCUGCCUCGCCGCCCGUGGUCAAGGUGGAGGUUUUCUACAACUCCGAGUACAGCAUGCCCUCCACACACGCCAUGUCCGGCACCGCCGUGCCGCUGGCCACGCUUCUCCUCACACAAGACCGUUGGGAGUAUCCUUUCCUGCUUGGAGUCAUUCUUGCUUUCAGCUGGUGUAUACUGGUGUGCACGAGCCGUAUCUACAUGGGCAUGCAUUCAGUUUUGGACGUCAUUGUUGGAUUCUUCUACAGCCUUCUGAUCCUGCUGUUUUUCAGUCCAGCUCUCGAAGUUAUCGAUACAUUUCACCAAAUCAAUCGAUACGCUCCCGUCCUCAUUAUCUCCCUCCAUGCAGGCCUUGGCCUAUUCUCCUUCACAUUGGACACGUGGAGCACCUCUCGAGGGGACACCGCUCAGAUCCUGGGCACCGGAGCUGGCAUAGCUGUGGCGACCCACGUAAACUACCAGCUGGCUGUGAUUGUAGAUCCUACGGCCUCCAUGCUUCCUUUGCAGUUGCCGCCCCUCAGCUUCGGUCUUGUGGGGUUGUGCCUGCUCAGGUUUGUGUUGGGAGUGCUUGUGAUUUUAGUAACAAGAGCUGUGAUGAAGGCUCUUACCAUCCCACUGGUGUGUUGGGUUGUCGGAAUUUCAAGCAAAGAUGUCCGGAAAGCCAGGCAGAACAUGCAAGUUGAACUACCGUACCGGUACAUUGUUUACUGGACAGUAGGGUUCAGCGCGUUCUGCAUCGUUCCCUGCCUAUUUGUUUACAUCGGCUUGUCUUGAUCAGGCUCCAGUCUGAUCAUUCCCUGAGAGCUCAUGAUGGAUGGAUGGAUGGAUGGAUGGAUGGAUGGAUGGAUGGAUGGAUGGAUGGAUGCCAGCCUUUUAGCACUGCAAAAAAAUAUAGAUAUAUAUAUAUUACCUUCAGCAAAACAUUUCUCUUCACUUUUAGCAGAUUUAGCAGUACAUUAUUCAAAAUAAGACGGUAAAAAACAAUGAUUUUUCAAUACCUUUUGUAUAACAGCAUAUUACCUUCUUACUUUCAGUUCUAAGUUCAUUUCAAACAGCUCUGUUUCAGCUUAGUAAUUGUUUUUAGGUUUUAUGUAUAUUUUCUUUUUUUUCAGCACAUCAUCAUCAGUAGGUAUUCUAAGGAUUUGUUUGUACUGAAUGGCUGGAUGUUGAAGGCACCACCUCCUUUUGAAUGCAUGUUUCGAAUGGGCACAUACUCUCUACAAGGCUGCGGUCAUAUUCUGUGACUGCACCUUCUAGAAUUUUUUAGGUUUGAGUAGCACCUUGAAUGCUUAAAGACUUUCCCAAAAAAAUCAUCCCAUUAUUAGGGAUAAUGAUAUUGUGUUUUAGGCAGGAAAUGUUUGGACCUUGCCUGAGUUACUGUAGAUGUGUUUGAUUUAUGUGACUGAAAUAUCUGUGCAGUUGAUAGAAAGGGCUAUGAUUUAAUUAGUUGAUUGACGGAUGCUAAAUCUGACCAAAUUUACAUUAAAACCUCAGCAGCCGUUAGCUAUGGAUGUGGGAAAAGGGGUGUUUGGUCCAUUUUUGCCAUUACCGGUCAUGUUUGACGUCAACAAUCGGCCUCAUAGAAAAGUGCUUUAAAGCUACAAGAAUGUCAUAAUUAAAGUUUCAGUCCUAGAAGACGGAGAAAUACUCUUCUCUUAGCGUAUCUUAAUAAGGUUUUUUUAUCCUCUAGCUUUUCACUUCUUUGUUUGUAGCCACAAUUGAAUACCACUCAUAUAGGGUUAGUCAGCUGGACCUUGAUUAAGCAGCUACAUUUCAAUUCUUUGAUGUCAGUUUUCUUAAAUGCCCCUGUUGGUACAGGAUUUGUUUUAAUCUUUUAUAUCCCCUUAAAAUCACCAUGGUGAGCUGCUGUUUGAACAUAUUGCUGCAUUACUGCAGCACUAUUUGUGUGUGUGUGUUGAUUUUUUGUGAUUGAAUAGAUGGACUACUGAUGAGGACAGAAGAAUGUUAGGGGGUAUACUAUCUUCAGUAGGGUUCGUAGAGUAAGAAAGUCUUUGUUAAUGCCAACUACAGCUUGUUAUUAUUGCCUGUAGACAAUCGUUUCUAACCACUAUGGUUCUUAUGUUUCGAUAGUAUCUUGAUGUCAUUUUUUAAUAUAUUGUUUUUUUUUUAAAUACUGGUAAUCUAAGCUUUUCUAUGAUCAAUUAUUGCAGGCCUUUGCAGCAAAGAGUCACAAUCUAGCAUCUGUUCUAAGCACAUUAAAUCUGUUUACAGGUUAGCGAGGUUAAUCCAGUGUUAGCUUAGUAGUCUUAGUUUUAGGCCUUAAAGAUUUUUUGUGUGUCUAAAAGUGAUCUUGGUACUGUUUUUUUUUUUUUAAUGCACUGUUUCCCCAAUGCACUGCUCAGACAGGUGCUGGUCUGUCCUUGGUUGUGAUGUAGCUGGUCCAGCCUAUACAGAGUGAGGCGUAUCCUUCUUUACUGUUAGUUGUUCCUCUGGUCUCAUGUGAGCCAGCUGUAAAGGAAGCCUGCUUUCCUGAGGUUUCACCUUUUGUAAACAGGAUGUUUUGUUUGGGGAUAGCAAGAACAGAACCUUCAGCACAGGAAUAGCACAACUCUUCCCUGCUUGUAAGGUUGGUUAUCAGCAGGUGUGAAGCUUUGCAACCUUUUAUUGUUGUACGUCACUUAUUGGCAAUAUGAAAGCUUACUGUGACCUCACAGUGAUAAACCUGAUUAAGAGAUAAGGAGGAUAUGGUGAAGUGAGAUAAAACAUGGCCACUAUUGUCUUCUCUACAAUGGAUUUUCCUUCUGAGCCAGUCAGUAACUGGGUCAGGCAUUUAUUCAAGAGGACUUUGUCUGUAAAUAUGUAAUGUAAAGAAUAGUUUGUUCAUUUGUGAAUGAUUUAUAUAUAUAUAUGAAUUGAAUGAGAAGGUGUGUCCAAACCUUAAGCCUGUACUGUGUGUGUAUAUAUAUAUAUAUAUAUAUAUAUAUAUAUAUAUAUAUAUAUAUAUAUAUAUAUAUAUAUAUAUAUAUAUAUAUAGUGGGUAGCUAGGGUUAUUUUCUCUACCCACUAUUGGAGAAGAACUAUAGUGAUAAUUAGUCUGCAUAUAAAUUGUAGACACUUGCUUCUUUUCUCUACACAUAAAGCCCAAAAGCUGAAGGUCUAUGUAUUUAAUUUGUUAGUUUAUGUUUCUCUGACUGAACUUGACUAAAACAAUUAUUCUGAUCAUUCCAAAUUUAUUUAGACAUUCUCUUGAUACACCACCGUAUACCAGACUGGCAGAGCGCUUGCCUAUGCAGAAUCAUUGAACUCAGGAGAUAUGUGCCCAAAUUGCACUCUUAAAAUAAUUGCUUUAUUUGUAUAACGAUUAUUGGGCCUCUAAAAAUGUUUCAGGUAUGCAGGUAAGUUACCUUGUUUAUUAUGCAAAGAUCUUUUCUAGAACCUUAGAUGACAUCAUUAGAGACACAUUUAUUGAUAUUUUUAUGGUCAAGCUCAUGACUAGACGAAAUCAUCUUGAUCUGUCUUCCAGAGAUUCUCAUUUUUAGAUACUGCUCACUGUAGAAAUCGUUUGUGCCUUUCCUGUAGGUCUCUGAUUAUGAAGAAAAUGAUCAGACUUCUGCUCUAGUUCCUUUGCUGUAACCUAAAUGAGUUAAAGAAUUGAUAUACUCUUACUCGGUUUAUGUUUUAGAGUCUGUGCUUUUACUCCUCGGUGAUGCAGACUAAGCUCAGCUAUGCACUAGUCAAACAUUCACACAGAUGGAGGUUUAAAAAAAAGAAAUAUGUGACAGAAAUAUAAAUAACUAACACAAGUUUUCUUUUUCUCUCUGAAGAUUUUCAUAGAUAUCGUCAUAUACAAUAUGUAUAAAUAUAUUUUUAAAGUACUGCAUUUAAAAUACAACCUGUCUUAUCAGCCAUAAUAUUAAAACCACCUUCCUCAUACUUUUUAGCUCCCAAUUGUGCCACCAAAACAGGUCUGGUUUGUCAAAGAUGUUAUGUAGUAUCUGGCUCGAAGAUUUGUGUUCGCAGCAGAUAUGUUUAAAGCUGUAAGUUGGGAGGUGGGACCUCCACUGCAGAUUUUUACUGUUGUCCAUUUUUUUUAGUUUCCAUUACAGCAACACUUAAGAACUACUGCCUGAUAUGUCCACCUGUAGAAAGGUUUUUGAACCAGAUAGUCAAUGUUAUUCACUUAACCUGUUGGUGGUUUUAAUGUUAUGGCUAAUUCAGGAGAGAAAUAGAACCCAUUGACUAACACAAGUGUAACUUAUGAUUGAAACUGUAGAACUGACGCCUGUAUUUGUUUGCCCUGUGUGUGUGUAAGUGUGUGUGCGCGUGCAUGUUCUGUCUGAAACCUAAGGCUAGAACAGUAGCUAGAGCCCGCUGUGUUUAUCUCUAUGCAGAAAAGAUCGUAAAGAUCCAUUUCAUCACUGACUGACGGACUCUGCACCCAUCUGUUAAAUCCCCCGUGUGUGUAAACUGACCUGGGCUGGCCAGUUGAGGGCUAAUGUGUUCAUUGUUACAUAUUACUGUUUCUUCUCUUCUUGUUUCUCGCUGUACCAAAUGUGUCUUGAACAGGUUUGUGUGUGUAAGAGAAACGAGGUUCUUCUGUUCCAGCGCUGUUUAACGUGUGAGAAUUUGAUUUUUUCUGAUUUUUUUUAUCAGAGCUUCUAACAACUAGUAAUUCCUCCUGUGUUGAAGACAAGGCGCAGAUAUGUGCAGGAGAGGUCAAAGUACAGAAACAUGUACUUGAAUGAAAGUACAAAUACUAACUCUGUAAUUUUUAAAAUUAAAUCAAUUUUUACUCAUUUUCCCUUAAACACUGAUAUUUUAAUGUUUGUCAGGCUACCCUGUAUUUUGGGUCAAUCUAUUAUGCAUUCCAGUCUAAAAAUUCUAUUGCACUAUUACAUCAGCAUGAUUUGGCAGGCAUAAAUAUACUGUUUUGCAUACAAAACUGAGUUUCUGGGAUAAUGGGACCUUUAACCCGUUAACAGACUUUGGCCUGUAUACGGGCUACAGGAAUAGGUGAUACAAAACCCUUUAUCUCUGCAGUAAAAUAAGUUAUUUAUAUUCAGAAACUUUGAGAGCUUUGGAGAGAUUCUUCUACAGAACAGUUGCAUGUUCACUUUGUACUCUUAAUAAUUUUAGAUCAGGAAUCCACUCCAAAUUCUGCAUAAUUGAAAAUAGACAAAAACUAGACAAUCGUAACAAAAUGAAACAUUUGGAGGACAUAAAAUGAUUAAUUUAUAUUUAGGAAACUAUUUAAAAAAGUUCAGGAAAGUGACAAUUUUAUGAUUUUUAUUUAUUAUAUUUUGACAGUUGCAAAUUGACUUCAAUUUUUUUUUUCUAUUACAAUUACAGUUAAAAUUUUCAGUAAUGUAACAUGUAACAUCAGGCAGAAAUUUGACAAAUAUGCUGGCAUGUUAAGGGGUUAAGUAUUGUAAGUAAAAUUAGUAAGAGUGAUUCCAGUCCUUAUUUUUUUAUUGAGUAAUAUAUUAAGACUAGAGACUAUAACAGGAGUGAGGCAGAGUGUGUUGAGGGAUCACUGAUUUGCUUGUUCUUACAUUUUAGAAUCACCUCUGCAGCCACAUCGACCUACUUAGAAACCUACAUCUCACAGUACUUUUACUUUUGAUACCAGUAAAUUGUAAAUAAUGUACUCAAGUAGAAUUACAGAUGGAUUAUUUGUACUUUUACUCCAGUAGUUUUCAGUACAGAUGUUUGAAACGUUGUGCUUCUCCUGAAUUGUGUAAAGAGGUGAAUGCGCCACCUGUUGCCCAUCAUGCAGAACAGCACUGCCUCGGUUUACUGUGGUGGAAACAUGACCUUUGAACACAGUGUAAUACUACACUAUAUGUGAGUUCAACUGGUUAAAAUUGUGUGACCGUUUUGUGUUUUUCUAGAUUGGGAUGUUUGCAUAAUUUCCUCAAAUGCAGAAACUCUGUCUAUUGGUCUAUUUUUGAAGAUGCAAAAAUUAUAAAAUAAUAAAAAUGCUUUUGGCAAACA
Messenger RNA from Astyanax mexicanus (Mexican tetra), 6831 nucleotides. It is a transcript of the gene sgpp1b, whose product is annotated as sphingosine-1-phosphate phosphatase 1b. NCBI's taxonomy places the organism in Eukaryota, Metazoa, Chordata, Actinopteri, Characiformes, Acestrorhamphidae. Gene Ontology annotation, biological process: phospholipid dephosphorylation; sphingosine metabolic process. The transcript is spliced from 3 exons. Gene Ontology annotation, molecular function: sphingosine-1-phosphate phosphatase activity. Bases 367 to 1650 code for a protein of 427 amino acids. The record is from RefSeq and is a predicted model, not a curated record. Gene Ontology annotation, cellular component: endoplasmic reticulum membrane.